Molecule: messenger RNA, 1020 nt
Organism: Colletes gigas
Lineage: Eukaryota; Metazoa; Arthropoda; Insecta; Hymenoptera; Colletidae
Gene: Sod2
Product: superoxide dismutase [Mn], mitochondrial
Exons: 3
Coding region: 188-844 (218 amino acids)
Biological process (GO): superoxide metabolic process
Cellular component (GO): mitochondrion
Molecular function (GO): metal ion binding; superoxide dismutase activity
Source: RefSeq, a predicted model, not a curated record
UUAUGACGUAACCGGUGGCGUUGGCGCAUUUGGUACUCGAGUUUCGAGUACGAGCCACUUUCCAACCUCACUGGGAUUGCAAUAGUUGUGCCGGUUCGCGAUAGAACGGCGAACGACGUACACUCGUAGCUCACAACUUUCUGACUAGAUUUUGUAUAAAACAAUCAUAUUCAUUAAAGUUACAACAAUGUUUGCGACAAGACGUGGUUUAUUAUCCAGUACUAUCAAAGAUGCAUUUACAAGAUCGAAACAUACACUUCCUGAAUUACCCUACGAUUACAAGGCUUUAGAGCCGAUCAUAUGUGCAGAAAUCAUGCAACUUCAUCAUUCAAAACAUCAUGCAACUUAUGUAAAUAAUUUGAAUGUUGCCGAGGAGAAGAUGAAGGAAGCUGCAGCCAAAGGUGAUGUCAAUACUCAAAUUGCACUGGGUCCGGCAAUGAAAUUUAACGGAGGCGGUCAUCUGAAUCAUUCGAUUUUCUGGUGUAAUCUGUCACCGAAUGGUGGUAAACCAGAUGCUACACUCGUUAAACAGAUUGAAAAAGAUUUUGGAAGCCUGGAAGAGAUGAAAAAGCGCCUAUCUGAAAGCACCGUCGCAGUACAGGGAUCUGGUUGGGGUUGGCUCGGGUAUUGUAAACAGGCGAAAUCAUUAAAGAUAGCUACAUGCAGUAAUCAGGAUCCCUUGCAAGCUACAACUGGACUGGUACCACUUUUGGGCAUUGAUGUUUGGGAACAUGCUUACUAUUUGCAAUAUAAAAAUGUUCGACCCGAUUACGUUAAGGCAAUCUUCGACAUUGUUAAUUGGAAUGAUGUUAGUGGUCGUUUCAAGAGUGCCGCUGGAUGCUAAAAUUAAUGGUUACGAUUAGUCAUCGCGUCGAAGAGUACGUUAUCAUUGAAAUUGAUAACUUAGUACGAAUUAUUUGUAAGAUAAAUAAUUUCGUAUUAUUUUUUGUUUUAAUUGUCUUAUAAAGGCAUUCGCAAUUUUGUAUACACAUAUUUCAUAUGUAUUGUACUCGUCAUAUG